GCGCGGGGUAGUGGAGUUUGUUGCGCUGCUGGAGGCGGACAUGGCGGGCGUCGCUGAUGCCGCCGCUCCCGGCAGCAGCGGGGACGGGAGGCGAGGCGGCGCCCCGGAGCAGCUGCAGCAGGACGCGGGAAGGGGGGAGCAGAAAAGCGGCUGUUCGAGCGGUGAGUCCUGGCCGCCUGCCGGCGGCUCCGGGCAGCCGCCGCAGCGAACCGAAACCCUGGGCUUCUACGAGAGCGACCGGGAGCGGAAAAAGAAGAGAAGCGUCUCAGACCUUUCACUGCUGAGGUUCAUCAGUGCUGAACUAACAAGAGGUUACUUCCUUGAACAUAAUGAAGCAAAAUACACAGAAAGGCGAGAGAGAGUAUACACAUGUAUGCGAAUACCAAGAGAAUUGGAAAAGUUGAUGUUUUUUGGAAUCUUUUUGUGCCUGGAUGCUUUUCUCUAUGUGUUCACCCUGCUUCCUUUGCGAGUUUUUCUGGCAUUGUUCCAGUUCAUCACUCUGCCUUGCUAUGGCUUACGCUCUCAUCAGGGCCUAGGAAUCAGUGAUAGACGUUUGCUACAACCUGCUCAGGUAUGUGACAUUUUCAAAGGAGUUAUAUUGGUCAUCUGCUACUUCAUGAUGCACUAUGUUGACUACUCUAUGAUGUACCAUCUGAUAAGAGGACAGUCUGUCAUAAAACUCUACAUCAUCUACAACAUGCUGGAGGUGGCCGAUCGCCUGUUUUCCUCUUUUGGGCAAGAUAUUUUGGAUGCCCUUUAUUGGACAGCUACUGAACCUAAGGAGAGAAAAAGAGCUCAUAUAGGUGUGAUUCCUCACUUUUUCAUGGCAGUGCUUUAUGUCUUCUUGCAUGCUAUUCUUAUAAUGGUCCAAGCAACAACACUUAAUGUAGCCUUCAACUCCCACAACAAGUCACUGCUUACCAUCAUGAUGUCUAAUAAUUUCGUUGAAAUAAAAGGAAGUGUUUUCAAGAAGUUUGAGAAGAACAAUCUUUUUCAAAUGUCAAACAGUGAUAUAAAGGAGAGAUUCACCAACUAUGUGCUAUUAUUGAUAGUAUGUCUAAGAAAUAUGGAACAGUUCUCAUGGAAUCCAGAUCACCUUUGGGUGUUGUUUCCAGAUGUUUGCAUGGUCAUUGCAUCAGAAAUUGCAGUGGAUAUUGUGAAACAUGCAUUUAUAACAAAAUUCAAUGACAUUACAGCAGAUGUCUACAGUGAGUACAGAGCCAGCCUGGCAUUUGACCUUGUUAGCAGUCGACAGAAAAAUGCAUACACAGAUUACAGCGAUUCUGUUUCCAGGAGAAUGGGUUUUAUUCCUCUCCCAUUGGCUGUUUUACUCAUCAGAGUCGUAACAAGCUCAAUAAAAGUACAAGGAGUCUUGGCUUAUGCCUGUGUUGUGCUCUUCUAUUGUGGGUUAAUUUCACUAAAAGUCCUUAACAGCAUUGUGUUGUUGGGCAAGUCAUGCCAAUAUGUAAAGGAGGCAAAAAUGGAAGAGAAGUUGUUCAAUCCCCCCCCUACUAGCACCCCAGGCAAACCACUCAGCAAACCUCAAAGCAAAUUUAAAUCUCCUCAAGGAAUUCCCACAGACGAAAGUUUCUCUGCAUCAGUUACCAAUCAGCCUGUGCAUCAGAAGGAAAAUCCUACAUCUUUACUUGUGACAAGCAACUCUGAUCAAUUCCUGACGACUCCUGAUGGAGAAGAUAAAGAUAUAAGCCAAGACAAUUCAGAAUUAAAACACAGAUCUUCAAAGAAAGAUUUGUUGGAGAUAGACAGGUUUACUAUUUGUGGAAACAGAAUUGACUAAGUUUUCUGAAUAGAUGUGCUUAGGAUACUGAGCUAUUGGGACAGCAAAUGCUACCAGAAUGGACACUUGCCAAAAAAAGGCACUUAAAUAUUUAUUUAAAAACUUAAAUUAUUAAUGGCAAACAAAUAUUAAUUUUUACAAGUAACUAGGCUUGGUAGCUGGUCAGAUCAAGUAACAGAAAUCUUUAACUUGGCUCUUUGGAAAAUAUAAUGGAUUGUGAGAGUCUCUUGUCUAUUUGACAGAGCUACAGUAUCGCUGUCUUGGAAGUAGACUGAAAAAAUCAAAAUCCUGUUCUGCUUUUUGAAACCAUGCUUCCAGAACAUAUCAUUUUUCAUCAAGGUCUCUCCAGUACAAGGAUAUACCUGGGAAUAUGUGACAACUUUAAUAGGAAGCUCAUCUUUCCAGUCUCAUGUUGUUUUCAUAAACAGCUGCAGAUUUCAAAACUUGUACUUAUCAGCGAACACAUAAAAAAGCACUGGUAGAUUAAACAGUAAGUCAAGAUAAUUAUUCUUGUCACCAGAAAAAUCUUUGAAGAUGUAUCAGAACUGAUCAGAAUAAAAUACUACAGUAUCUUAAAUGAAAGACCCACUGCAUAGUAUUUUAUCUAAAAUCUAAACCAGCGAGGGAAAUGGAUCACAAAUACAAAGAAAUGAAGGUUCCGCAUAACUGGGCAAACUCAGCUUCAUCAUUAUUCUGUUCAAUUACAAUGUGUUCUGCAAGGCAAACUAUAUACAUUUAUAAAUUCUAUAUGAAAAGCUUUUUUUAAAAAAGCUGUGGCUUGUUUUUUGCAAUGGGAAGCAUUUUGUUACAAAGUGACACUUCUUUAUAUUGAGAAAGGUAGCGUGAACUGCAGCCAGCAACACCAGUGUUGCAUUAAUUCCAGAUAAUUCCAAUGCAAUGGAAGAAAUAAUUACUCACUACAUUUUGGUUUAAACAAGUUGAUAAAAAUGGCAUCUAUAUAUUAACUUAGCUGGAAAAAUUGCCCAUAGAAUAGUUAUCAGAAGUGUCCAUUUUAAUUGAUGAAUUUUAAGCAAACUUAAGUAGAUAUGAAUAGCUUUAUUACGAAACGCUUGGUUUUAUGAAGGUGUAAUGCAUCUUAAUUUCUGGUGUGUGUGGCAAUGUUGGGGGAAUUGAUGAAAGGCAUGUUGAAUCCCUCAAGAAUGAACUGCAUUUCAGCUCAAUAACUAGGCUAGAGAACUGAAUCAAAAGACAAUCUUUCAUCCAGUGAUGAAUCCUACAUUUGCUGUUAAAAUGUAACAUUAACCUCUAUUUUCAAAAACCUUUCAGAAGAUUUAAGUUGAGGUCUGCUAAGUUAUUUCCCUUGGAAUUUUAUUUUGGUUUUUUGAUAUGAUACAGAUAUUUCAGUGAUGAACAAACCACAGGAUUUCUUUUAUUAACUAAUUUGUAAUCUAUUGGAGUUGAAAAGCCAAAGUUUAAUGUUUGAUUUAUGAAUAGGAAAUGUGGAAGAAUACAUGCUGAUUCCUAAAAUCUGCAAAGUUGUAUUAAUAUGACAGAACAGAGAAAUAUACAGAAAUAAUGUUAUGAAACAGAUCAGAAUGUAAAGUUGCCAUGAAAAAUGGCUUUACCAUACAAGUCAACAUCAUCUGCUCUAAAGGGAGCCUCUUGCUGCCCCUUCUCCUCCCCCACCAACAGCAGCUGCAGUAGUGUCCAGAAUCAAUUGAAAUGGUUGGGGGCGAGGGGCGGGGUUAAAAUGCUUUUAUUUUGGGUGUAUAAUAUGCUCAUUAAGAAAUUUACACAUUUAAAUUCAAUUCAGAUCAUCUGUGAAUUUUUCAAUUAUUUAGCAGUUGCUAAAGGAAGCUUAGAAUGAUUUUCAUCUGUUAAAUGACAUUCUGUACCAAUUUUAUAAGUGCAUCUUGUGUGAAACUCAAUAAAAUUCAAUUUCGUAAUCUUUGUUUUAAAAAAGGAAAAGAAUGGACUGGAUUUCUUUGCAACAGUUGUCAAUUUUGAAUACUGCAAUGUGACUUCUGCAUAUUCUGGUUUCACUAUGAAGAACGUAUUUUUUGCAAGCACAGGACAAGCCGCCUACUUUAGACCUGGUUUUAAUACUGGUUUUGUUCUUGUGUAUUCAUCACUAUGUCAAACCCACAGGAGGUACUAAUGUCAGCCUACUGUUAAUCUGAAUGCUAAUUGUUUAGAGACAGAAUCAAAUUGAAAUCCAGUCCAUUUUUUUUUAAAGUAGGGUUUUUUGUUUCAGUCGCCCUUGUAUCAUCCUGUUAAUUUUUGUGUUUUUUCAUCCCAUGUUCCUAUUCUUAGUGUCUUUCCUCCCUUACUGUAAGAAAGGCCUACACAAACAUGGGGAACUGACUAUACAAAGUAUUGUCAAAUGUAAAAGUAAAAAAAAAAAAAGCCCAACUCUUCAUGAUAGAAAAGUUAGUUGCAGUAAUAGCAGAUUAAAAAAAAAACUUCCUAUAGAAAUAUGAUUUGUAAAUAUGUGACCAUUUAAAAUGCAACCUAUUAAAUAUAUUGUAUUUCCAUUUA
This is a messenger RNA of Mauremys mutica (yellowpond turtle), 4297 nucleotides long. It is a transcript of the gene TAPT1, whose product is annotated as transmembrane anterior posterior transformation 1. The transcript has 15 exons. Gene Ontology annotation, cellular component: ciliary basal body; endoplasmic reticulum membrane. The record is from RefSeq and is a predicted model, not a curated record. Gene Ontology annotation, biological process: positive regulation of cilium assembly; maintenance of protein localization in endoplasmic reticulum. NCBI's taxonomy places the organism in Eukaryota, Metazoa, Chordata, Testudines, Geoemydidae. The coding region runs from base 41 to 1798 and encodes 585 amino acids.